AGGUGGUCGCUCGGCGCAUGCGUGGCUGGCAGGGGCUCUUCCGCGGCUCCUGCGGGUCACCUGAGUGCGAUGUCUCAGAAGAAAAUGGAGAUUCCAGCCCCACCAACAUCAAAAUGCAUUCUUUAUUGGAAAAGGAAAGUCAAGUCAGAAUACAUGCGCCUUAGACAGCUCAAGAGGUUUCAGGCAAACAUGGGAGCAAAGGCUUUAUUUGCCUCAAACUACGCAAAGGUACAAGAAAAGACGCAUAUCCUGAACGAGGACUGGAAGAAGCUCAGAGUCCAGCCUAUUCAGUCUAUGAAGUUAGCUAGGGGUCAUCCUUUUCUCAAACAGUGCACUAUUGAGAGCAUCUUCCCCAGUUUCACCACACAGACCUUGUUCAUGCGGACCCUCAACACUGUGGCCCUGGUGCCUAUCAUGUAUUCCUGGUCCCCACUUCAACAGAAUUUCAUGGUCGAAGACGAAACUGUUCUGUGCAACAUUCCCUAUAUGGGGGAUGAGGUAAAAGAGGAAGAUGAAACCUUCAUUGAGGAGCUGAUCAACAACUACGAUGGCAAAGUGCAUGGAGAAGAAGAAAUGCUCUCUAGUUCGGUCCUCAUCAGUGAUGCUGUGUUUCUUGAGCUGGUCGAUGCACUGAAUCAGUACUCUGAGGAGGAAGAGGAAGGGCACGAUGCUGUGGAGGGCAAACUGGAAACUGGGAAGGAUGAGCUGCCUGUCACUCGGAAGAGAAAACGGCUUUCCAUUGAAAGCAGCAAGAAAUGUUCCAAGAAGCACUUUCCAAAUGACAUGAUCUUUACCGCUAUUUCGUCAAUGUUCCCUGAGAAUGGUUUUCCAGAGGAUAUGAAGGAGAGAUACAGAGAGCUGACGGAAGAGUCGGACCCAAAUGUGCUCCCUCCGCAGUGCACACCGAACAUCGAUGGGCCGUGUGCCAAGUCUGUCCAGCGUGAGCAGGCCCUGCACUCCUUCCACACUCUUUUUUGUAGGCGUUGCUUCAAGUACGACUGCUUCCUCCAUCCUUUCCAUGCUACCCCCAACGUGUAUAGGCGGAAGAACAGAGAGACCAAAAUUGAGACGGAGCCCUGCGGGCCAGACUGCUUCUUGUGGUUGGAGGGAGCCAAGGAGUUUGCUGUGCUGCGCAACCCACGGUCAAAGUGCUCUGGACGGCGGCGGCGCAGGCACCCCACCCUCAACACCUCCUCUUCCUCCAGUGCUUCAACCUCUGCAAGUGCUGAAGCCAAAGAAGGCGACAGUGACAGAGACACAGGCAACGACUGGGCGUCCAGUUCCUCUGAGGCAAAUUCGCGUUGCCAGACACCAACAAAGCAGAAGCUGAGCCCUGCCGUCUUGCAGCCGGUCCUGUCUGACAUCCCCCUGGAGCCUGUUGAGUGGACAGGGGCAGAGGAGUCUCUCUUCCGUGUCUUCCAUGGAACCUAUUUCAACAAUUUCUGCUCAAUCGCUAGACUGUUGGGAACAAAGACAUGCAAGCAGGUGUUUCAAUUUGCAGUGAAGGAGUCCUUGAUAACGAAGCUUCCCACAAAUGAGCUCCUGAACCCCUCCCAGAAAAAAAAGAGGAAGCAUAGGCUGUGGGCUGCUCACUGCAGGAAGAUCCAGCUAAAGAAAGAUAAUUCAUCCACUCAAGUGUAUAACUAUCAGCCCUGUGACCAUCCUGAGCACCCGUGCGACAGCUCCUGUCCUUGCAUCAUGACCCAGAAUUUCUGUGAGAAGUUCUGCCAGUGUAAUCCAGACUGCCAGAACCGUUUCCCUGGCUGCCGGUGCAAGACCCAAUGCAACACCAAGCAGUGUCCAUGCUACCUGGCUGUGCGGGAGUGCGAUCCAGACCUCUGCCUGACUUGUGGGGCCUCGGAACACUGGGACUCCAAGGUGGUUUCCUGCAAGAACUGCAGCAUCCAACGGGGCCUUAAGAAGCAUCUGCUGCUGGCUCCAUCCGAUGUUGCUGGCUGGGGGACCUUUAUCAAGGAGGCCGUGCAAAAGAAUGAAUUUAUCUCUGAGUACUGUGGGGAGCUCAUCUCCCAAGACGAGGCUGACCGACGAGGGAAGGUCUAUGACAAGUACAUGUCCAGUUUCCUCUUCAACCUCAAUAAUGAUUUCGUUGUUGAUGCAACUCGUAAAGGCAACAAAAUCCGCUUUGCCAACCAUUCUGUCAAUCCUAACUGCUAUGCCAAAGUGGUGAUGGUGAAUGGAGACCACCGUAUCGGGAUAUUUGCCAAGAGAGCCAUCCAGGCAGGCGAAGAGCUCUUCUUUGAUUACAGGUACAGCCAGGCAGAUGCACUCAAGUACGUUGGCAUAGAAAGAGAAACAGACAUCAUUUAAUCACUGCUGCUUAACCAGCCAUGUCUGGUUCCGUGCUGCUUCCCUCAUUGCUGUGUGUUUUGUGAGAGCUUCAUUCAACCCAGAUUCCUCUUCUGCGGAGGAGCCAGCCAGCUGAUGCUGCCCUGGGGAGCUCUGCUGAAUUGCUGUUGGUGGAAAGUGAGGCGGCUUUGGUCUUUGGUCAAAGCCCACCGUUCAACCCACUGGCUGGGGGUGGGGGAGAGGGUUGCUGGGCCUCACUGUCUUUGCUGGUCUUUUGCUGGAUUGAGGAACAGAAGGUAUCCAUUUCCUCCAGCUACCCCUGUGGGCAGGAGCAGCGGGGCGAGUCCCAGCCUCAAUGAACCUUAUUUGCAAAGAAAGGUGGAUUGUAGGGUGCUGUGCAAAGGUUCUUUGGGACAAGGAAUUUGCAGCCUGACAGACCACUGCUGGAUUUUGGUGCAAAAGAGAGUGAAAUCUUGUGGGGCAAUGGGGAAAACAUUGGGGGGGGGCAGUAGAGCAUUUUGCUCUUCACUGUGACAGUGUUUGCCACCUUCUGAUAAUUGUGAGAGAAACAGGCAUCCCCCCCCCCCCCGGUAAGGGUGCUCUAGUAGCCCGUGGGGGUGGGGUUGCUUUCUGUCCUGUGAAUCUGGAUGGAGGGAAAUCUUUUGCAGUGGUUUUUAUCAGGACUGGCAGGGACAAGUUCUGGGGCCGUCUGCCCACUGGCCCUCAAGGAAAGUGGCUGAGUAAUUUCCUGAUGCAUUGACAGAAGCUUCCAGUGCUGGGAGAGAGCCGGGGGGCUUACUGCUGGUAUGAGCCUGGAGGGUGUUUACUCCUUCAGGGUCCAAGGCCUGCUGAUCAGGCAUCCUUUGCUGCAUGAGCUGAGGAAGUUUAUCUCCUCUUGCACCUGACCUUGAUCCGGUGAAAUGCUGGGCUUCUCACUGGACUCUUCCAGAAGCCUGUCUUGGAUCUUUGUUGGUCAGGCUCUUCAGUUUAAGGAUUUUGUUAAAAAAAUUAUGAAGCACUUUUAAAGCUGGGGUGAUUUCCUGAUGGAGCAUAUGGAGGGGUGGGUGAGAGAGAGAGUGUGUCCCAGGUGGCUAGAGACUCAGGGCUGGGGACCCAGAGCUGCUAAAUUCCUCUCCCUUCAGAAAUCAGGAUUUUCUUCCUGGCUGUCCAUGCACAAAAACAAAGUAAAGCAUGCACUUUAGAGUAAUUCCUUCCACCAAGGCCAGGGGCUGGACUCCAUGUGGGCUGCGGGGGUGGGGGGGUAGAAUGUUGGCUCCAGGUGUCAUUUAUGAGGCGUCUUCAUCAUCUGGACUAGAAACUAGUAAACUUGACCAAAAGUGGUUGAGUCCUAAACCAGUGCUAAAAACUGGUUUAUUGAACUUAGUUGAAGGGUAUCUACAGAAGCCAGCAGUAGGGGAGAUGUUUGUGCCAAAAGAGGCGAGUGUCUCUCUCUUCAAGACUAGCAUGGAAUAGUAGCUGCUAGGGGUGUGCAAUUUGGUAUAUAUAGUCCAAAAACGUACCUGGAAAAAUAACCUUGUGUUUUCUGAUAUAGUUGGGAAUCAUGCUGAUUCGGGAUUCUUUAAUAGAUGAAUACUGGCUUCUCAGUUAAUUCAGAAAAUAUUUGGAAUUAACUAGGUCAAUUAUUCUGGGGUGGGGGGGUGGAAGGUCUAUUUUUCAUUCAAGCUAUACUAAAAUUACAGCAGAAUUAGGACUGCCUGUCCUUUAAAAGACCCUCCAAAUUUCAACAAUAUUGGGUCAAGGGCCAGAUUCUACAGGCCCCUGAACAAGGUCCUGAGGUGGGGGGAGAGGUGAUUGCAUGGCACAUUAGGAAGAGCUGAACCAUUUGUCCAAUCACACGAUUCUCUCAUGGUAAGUGAGACAUGAUUUUCUCGUGGUCUAUGAGAGAAUCAUCAAGAUUGGACAGUUCAGAUCUCCCUAACAUACAAUUCCAUUCACGUUUGAAAGUCAUGCCUUUCCCCUUCCCCCCUCUUGUGUGUUUGGCUAAGGCUCCUUUGUUCUGCAGAAAGCAUGGGAUUCCUCCCCCCCCCCAUUGGAUACAGUGGAGAGUUGCUGAGGGGAGGGCCUGUAGAAUUGGACCCCUUGACCCAUUCUUCUUGAAACUUGGAAUUCCUUAAAGAACAGGCAGCCAUCACUCUGCAGCAAUUUUGGUGUCGUUUGCUUGAAUUCUCCAUACACCCCCCCCCCCCGAAAUGUUCCCACAUAGGGAAUAAUGGAGCCAAAUAGAUUUGGAUUCCUGAAAAAAAAGCAGAUCUGAGGACAAACUGGUAUUUUUGAACUUUAAUAUCAGGAAUACCAAUAUACAUUGAAUUUCUGAUAUCCAAAUAUGAAAAUACCAUUUUUUUUAGUGCAUACACCUAGUAGCUGUUGUGCCAGUCUUAGAAAAUGAGAGGGGGAAAGUGAGAUUUUAUAGGACUGGGUUUAGUAAUGGAGUGUGUAAAGUUUUUUGAGUUAGAUAGGACUCUUGGAUGGGAUACCAGAGUAGUGUUUUACCAAUGAUUGCACUAAAAAGCCAUAGUUACAAGUUUUCAAUAAUUUCAGAUGAGGUAGUUGCCUGAAUUAAAGUAUUUGGAAAUAGACUUUUAAUUGGCCAAUCCCCUGCCCCACACUUAAUGUGAAUUUGAAACAUGUGAAGUAAUACUAGAGUGCCUCUGGGCAUGUACAGAGUGCCUUUACUACUGAUUAUUAGUGAACCACUUCAGCCCUCUGGAAUCAGGGGAAAGGGCUUCCUUGAGAAUAGACAGUAACUGAGUAGGCUGGAGUCCCAGAGCUACUCUUAGAAUUUUAUAGUCUGAUUCCACCAAAAGAAUCCUCUUCAUGCGUUGCUUUGAUUUCCAGCAGAUUAGUAUGUCUGCCAGAAAAAGCAGCAGCUGUCUGUCACCAAGUGCAGGAAACAGACCUCUUUUCCAUUUUCCUCCGUUUCUUUUCAAGAGGGGGGACAUCCUGCUUCUCUUUCUUUACUACCACGUUCUGUCCAGGACACCCGUGGUAGCUGUUCCCUCGCAUUCCUGCAGAAUGCCCCCGAGUCAUUUGCAGCCAACAAAGAGGCUGGUGCUCUCCUCUUUCGUGGCAGCCCCUGCCUCACUGAGCAGAGAGAGAGGGAUGCUGCGCAAAGCCCUGAAGGAGACAUGUUGGUGGGAAGAGUGGAAGAACUAGUUGCAGCCUUUGCAGAGUGCUGCAGACUAUGUGAUGGGACUCCCGCGCUGCACUGUUCUUUUUUUAGUCUACAGUCACAAUACUAAGGAUGUGUGUCUGUUCAUUUCUGACACCAGCCAAACGAUUGUGCAGAUGAAGAGUAGUUACAGGGUACGUAUCUCUUACGUUAAUGGGUUCAAGAGCGGUCUUGCAUUAAGGGGGGGGGGGGUGUCACAUUUACUAAUCAGUGGCAAGCAAGUCGGAGCCCUGGCAGGGUAGUCUUCCAUGUUGCUGGAUAUGGAAACGAGAGUUGGGGUUGCUGUUACUCUGGCUACAGGGGAGGUGAUGAAUGUUUUUUGAUCAAGCAGCUGUCUGAAAGGAGCUGUCCAGUGCUGAAACGGGCACUGGCUGGAGAGCAACUGUUUUGUCAGAGGUUUGGCCUACAGCAGGGACUGCUUUUAUCUGUUCAUCCACAUUUUCUGAUUUAACUUAACUAGUCAGUGCAUUUUUAUCACAAAGUUGGAGUGUUUAGGCCUUAUGCCCCUACUGUGUAAGAUCUCUCCUGUAGUGUGUCUGACAUUUCUAAUGUACAACAGCGAGGAUUGCCGUUUUCUUAUAGGAAGCUGUAGAAACUGGACAGGAACUGUGUGGCAGUAAGAGCUUGUGCCUGCUUCCCAAGCUGUCUGAAACUGCUCUUCCAUGAAGUAGGGAAGAAGGCAAGCAAAGCAUGGGAUUCCAAGCCUUCCCUCUUCUGCCCUGAUAUCUGGCUUCCUCAUCCCAGCCCCUGGCAGCUCUGCUUUCCUGCUUGCAGCUUAUGUGCACUUUAUAUUGUGGCUUGUAAAUUUUUGUCUUAAUAAAGUGUUUAGUGACUGCUGAAAA
Molecule: messenger RNA, 6339 nt
Organism: Eublepharis macularius
Lineage: Eukaryota; Metazoa; Chordata; Lepidosauria; Squamata; Eublepharidae
Gene: EZH1
Product: enhancer of zeste 1 polycomb repressive complex 2 subunit
Exons: 20
Coding region: 70-2328 (752 amino acids)
Biological process (GO): chromatin remodeling
Molecular function (GO): histone H3K27 methyltransferase activity; protein binding
Source: RefSeq, a predicted model, not a curated record